UGCCUGCGAUUAACGUCCAAAUCUGACUCACUCUUGCCCACAUUCCUGAGUCGACCCCACUGCUUUGUCAGUCGUUGCUCCAUCGCUGCUUGAUCACACGGGACUCUACCAGAGAGAGGGUUGCACCAGUCCAGACAAACGUCACCCUGGGCUUUCGAGCUUUUCAUCCUGGCCAGUUUGGAGGAGUUAAAUCACAAGCUGCCUGAAGAGAGAUUUGACUAACAAGGAAUCUGUUCACGUUACUUCCAGUGGCCUGAGCAGAGUUGGCCACAUCAAAUGGAUGCAACCAAACCAACUAAAGAAGUCUGAGAGAAAACAAGCCAAGGGAAUUUUCUCCACUGGUUUUCUCUUGUUUGCCCCAGAAGGACGGCACCUUAAUUUUCUAUUUGAGUAAAUAACCUUCCUGACCUUUCGGACAUACAGGUAACAAAGCCAACACCAGGUACCAAAGAUGGACCCCUUUACAGACAGUCCACGUGUGCGCUCGGACAGCAUGAGCAGCUCAGCGUCUCAGGGCUCAAGGACCAAGGUGCUUCUUCGCCAACGUUUGUCUCAGCUGAUGACCUGCAUAGAGGACAUGAGCUCUGACGAUGAAGCCAGUGAGGAAGUGUCCCGCUCGCUGGACGAAGCGUUUCAUCUCUGCGGGCGUUUCAUUCCCACAGACGCAUUCAGGCUGCACAUGGUGACCUGGAAUGUGGCCACAGCUGAGCCUCCCGAGGACGUCACCUCUUUGCUGCAGCUAGACGUCCAGCCCCCCACAGACCUCUAUGUGAUUGGCUUGCAGGAGGUGAAUGCCACCCCUAUAAGGUUCAUCUCUGACCUGUUAGCGGAGGACUCCUGGAGCCACGUCUUUAUGGACACACUGGCACCCAGAGGCUUUGUUAAGGUCAAAUCAAUCAGGAUGCAGGGUUUGCUGCUGCUGGUUUUUGCCAAACAAAUCCAUCUCCCCUACAUCAGAAACAUCCAAACCACCUACACUCGUACUGGCAUCUUUGGCUACUGGGGAAAUAAAGGAGGAGUCUCCGUGCGUUUUUCCUUUUAUGGCCACAUGGUUUGCUUCCUGAACUGCCACCUAGCAGCCCACGUGAACUACGCCCUGCAGCGCGUUGAUGAGAUUGAGUACAUCCUGGAGACACAAGACUUUGACAUCACUGACACCCCACAAGUCCGGGAUCACAAGGUGGUGUUCUGGUUUGGCGACCUGAACUUCCGUAUUGCAGACCAUGGCUUGCACUUCCUGCGCUCGUCCAUCAACAGCGGACGCCUUAAUUUACUGUGGGGCAAGGACCAGCUCACUAUGAUGAAGAAGAAGGAGCCUUUCCUGCAGGAAUUUGAGGAAGGGCCGUUAAAUUUUAAGCCCACCUACAAGUUCGACCGUAACUCUGACACCUAUGACACCAGUGGCAAGAAGAGGAAACCUGCCUGGACUGACCGGAUUCUCUGGCGCAUCAAACCCAAAGCCCCGCCAUCAGAGGAUGAUGAUGAUGAUGAUGAGAAGGCAUCAACGUCUACUGAUGAUGGGCUCGAUGAGUACCCACUCCUGGUCACUCAGGACAAGUACACCAGUGAUAUGAGCUACGGAGUCAGUGACCACAAGCCUGUGAUUGCAACCUUCAGUCUGGAGCUGAGGAAGUGCUUUGACACACCACUGGUGCAUGUAUCUCCUCUGGGUGUAUGGAGCGCCGACCAUGACGCACUUCUUAACUACACCGUCCAAGAGGACUUCAUGUCCUCCACAUGGGACUGGAUCGGCCUGUAUAAGGUGGGAUUCAAGAGUGCGUCUGAUUAUGAAACCUUUGUUUGGGUCAGAGAGGACGAGUUGCCAGAGAUAAAUGAAGUCAUACAGAUAUCUGUGGAUAAGGACGAGAUCCCUCUGCUGGGCGGACAAUAUGUUUUGGGCUACUUCAGUACAAACAUGCAAAGCAUCAUCGGACUCAGUGCUAGCUUCCAGAUCCUGGAGUCAAAGCGUGCCGUCAUGGAAGGUCUUGUUCCUGAGAACAUCAAUGGACUCAACUAAUAAGAACAAAUUCACUGCAGUGCCACAUCUUAUUCCUCUCCCCCGGAAAUUUACACUGAAUUGAUUCAGUCUGUCAAAUGCCCCAUAAGAUUGACUCCAUCAUCUGCUGGAUCAGCUAAUUUACUCAUUAACUAAUGACCACCACACUGCACUAUCACAUGGACUGGAAACUUCAGUUUGUUGUUUUCAGCUUUGGAAACAGAUUCACUCUUGGUGGAACAGUUUCUCUACACAAAAGGUUUAUCGCUGUAAUGAGACGCCUUUCAGCUUGUCCACAGGCCUAUUUUGCCUGUUAGAGCAAAAAAAAACAAAAAAGAAAGAGUGAGUUAAGUUUUGUUUGGUCAUACACUGCAGGUCAACACAGCCCUCGGUCAAAUUGUAUUUGAAAAUACAUGUUUGUGUUUUGGUUGGGUCUAUACAUGAGUUCCAGUUCAGAGGGUUGUACAGCAAGUGUAAGAAAGAUCUGCCAAUCAAACUGUUGUAUAGAAAAUUCUAUGUUGAUGAAGUCAAUUCUGGAUUACUGGACCCAAGUAUCUGAGGCUGAAAUGAUGAAGAUGGGAGAAAGAUUUAAAAAUCUAAUGUACGCAUGAGUUCCUCUAAGAACAUAUAAUGUUAGCUGGUGAUGAGAACUUCUACAAUGAGGUGUUUUGAGUCAUAUAUUGCUUUAUAACAAAUAUGUGUAAAGUAUCUGAGAUCAUUUAAGUCUAAUGUGUAUUAUGACAGACUCUAAAGCAGUGGACAGAAUCAUGACAAAAUUAUAUUUUCAAUUAAUUAUUUCUCUAAACUUCUUAAAUGUAGUUUCUCAUAAUAGUAAGAUACAGGCUGCCUUUUCUAUUCCAAUGCAAAAAAGAUGAAUGUUGUCAAAGAAUAAAAAGUGUUACAAUGAAA
Messenger RNA from Epinephelus lanceolatus (giant grouper), 2905 nucleotides. RefSeq names its product inositol polyphosphate-5-phosphatase Kb (gene inpp5kb). Gene Ontology annotation, biological process: negative regulation of peptidyl-serine phosphorylation; phosphatidylinositol dephosphorylation; negative regulation of glycogen biosynthetic process. Gene Ontology annotation, molecular function: inositol bisphosphate phosphatase activity; phosphatidylinositol-3,4,5-trisphosphate 5-phosphatase activity; phosphatidylinositol-4,5-bisphosphate 5-phosphatase activity. Lineage: Eukaryota; Metazoa; Chordata; Actinopteri; Perciformes; Serranidae. The record is from RefSeq and is a predicted model, not a curated record. Gene Ontology annotation, cellular component: endoplasmic reticulum; plasma membrane; cytoplasm.